Messenger RNA from Jaminaea rosea, 2710 nucleotides. RefSeq lists its product as hypothetical. The transcript has a single exon. The record is from RefSeq and is a predicted model, not a curated record. Lineage: Eukaryota; Fungi; Basidiomycota; Exobasidiomycetes; Microstromatales. Bases 43 to 2646 code for a protein of 867 amino acids.
CUUCUCUCUCUCCCAUCCGUUUCAUCUUCGCCUCACGCCAACAUGGCGGCAUCAUCGUCGUCAUCGUCGUCGACGUCGUCGUCGCCGUCGAGCACGCCUGCUCACGCGAUCAUUGAUUCGACGUACACAUCCCUUUACUCACUCCUUUCUGCCCCGGCCUCCUCUUCUAAGCACCUUUCUCUCCUCCCACCCAACGCUCUCUACUCUUCCAUUACUCACUACCUUGCACGAUUGCGCCAGGCUACUCUGCCCGACUUUGUCAAAGUAGUGGCCAUCAGCAGGAGCCUGUGGAAUGCGCCGUCCAUUAUUCAGGAGGGUGGCGUAGAGCGCAUACACGAGGAUCUAGCACAGCUUCCGACGAGCAAUGAGCCCAGUGCGGGGGGAGGUGUCGAGCCAUCACUAGCCUCUCGCUCGUACCAUCUUCAGCUCUCCGCAGCACGCGCCUGCUUUGCGCACAUUGAGCUGCUCCUGACCACGAGCAAAGGAAGCGUAGGAUGGGGCACGCAGAGGAAGUUGCGACACUGGGUCAACCAAAUUAACUCCAGCCUCGUCGAGGCGAGCAGCGCUGGCGGCAUCGAGACUUCUGCGACCACUGCUGCGACGUCGCUCACUCCAAUGAUGCACGGUGUGGAUGUACCGCGCCUCUCUAUCCUCACCGGGCUCGUCGUCGGCCUGUCGGCUUAUCGCCAGCAGAACAAGGACAAGGACGCCCGCCUGAGUGUCAGGCUUGCACUGCGCGCUGCCGAGUCGUACUGGUUGGAGGCAUUCGCGCAUGCUAUGCAAGCGUUGAUGGACAUCAAUUCCCCGCCUGUAGAGCAAGCAGCUGAAACAACCUCGCCAGAGAGCGAAUGGGAGCUCGAGUUCAAGAAGAGCAGUAACGUUGCAGGGAAUGAUCUAGCCGCAUCAGCACGCCGAUCUUCUCUCACACGGGAAGCGGCGCUGGUCCCUCUCCUUCUCGCAGGGCAGGUCAGUCCACUCCUCUCUGAGUCUUCCCUUUCCUCCCUACCCCUUCCCCUCGUCGAGGGCAUCCUGCACCUCAUACCCCUCUCCAUCCUUCCCCUCUUUUCGCAUCGCGCCAACCUUCGCCUCUCGUCAACGCCUGGCGAGUUAAGGAACCCAACAACGCACGCCCUCUUUUCUUGCCUCGGGCCACUGUCAAGAUUGAUGGCAUCCGCAGCAGAAGUAGCGGUGCUCAAGAUGCGUGGCGACGAUGUGCAGCGGCUGCUCCUCUCCACCGAGGAGGCUUCGGUCGGUGCAUUGCGCCAGCUGGUGGAAGUGGCUGAACAGCUAUACCGGGACUUUGCUUCCGGAGGGUAUCUAGCCACUUGCCCUUCCUCGGAUGCUGCGGCCCUGGCUGACACCUGGAAGUCACUCAAGGCCUUCCUCUUCAUUACCGUCCAGCUCUUCGAUUCUGUACUCGAUGCGCUUGUCACGACUCUCCCUUCGCCAGUGACCACGCUUGUCGACCCGGCUAUCUGGGUCGCGCAAUGGGCUCAUGAUCGCAAGGCCGGAGACAAUGUUGGUGCAGCCGCUCCGGCAAAGGCGACGACGAACAUCCCGCGUCACGUACUGGAGAUCCUCAAGCUGCAGGUCAUGGGCCUGAUGAGGUUGAGCUUCGUCACGUUCUCCACGACAAGUGGUGCAGGCGACGGACAGGCAUCAGAGCGCCCUUUGACAUCCAACGACAUCUACAAUCGCUUCACGACUUAUCGUCAUGCCUUCUAUGGCUCGCUGGAAGUCAUCCGCUCAGAUUGGGCAGCCUCGACCACCUUGUACGAAGAGCUGCUGCAGGCGAGCACCGGGACCGAAGACAGAACAUCUGGGAAGGCGCCGCCGAGCUGGGUGGUCCGCUCACGUCUUGUCGUACUGCUCGACUCAGCAGAACAGCUCCUUCCCUCUUUGCCAUCGUCGCUCAUCUCGGAAUCGCUGCUGCCACUCUGUCGGCCACACCUGCUGCUGGAAGCAAGUGGCAACGCCGACGCGGAUCUGGCCACCUUCGAGAGCUCGCAUGCCUGCCUUCUCGCUCUCUUCGAGGCCAAGCGUCCCGAGAGGUUGGUCAAAGAUGUGAUGCCUUACUAUGUCGAGGCAUUGCUGCAAGGCCAUGCGAAGGGACAGAUUAGUGGAUCUGCCAGCGGCGAGGAUGGCGAGGAAAGUGAGGAAGAGUCAGCCGGGCCAGGUCAACUCAGCCACGCGCUGAGCACGGUCGUGGCCUGCAUGAGCGACGUGGAUGAUGCGCGAUGUUACUGGGUUGUGGGGCGAUUGGAGGAGGAGGUGCGCGCCAGAGAUGGGGAGAAGCGAUUGGACGUGCAGCUGGCGCUAGUCGAUCUUCUGCCGACAGUGAACCUGGUGCUGUUGAGGUCUGUGCUAGGGACCGUGAGGUCGUAUAUACUCGACGAGAAGGAGAAAGCUGGCACCACAGCGAAUGUGUCCGCUACGACGGAGGGCGAGGCAUCCACUGCAAGUGAGGUGGACGAGAAGGGCAAGACCAAGGCCAACGAGGAGGACAGCGCAUCUCUGCCUGCCACAUCACUCGCGCACCGUCUCCUCUGCUCUCGCACCUUUGCCGCCCUCAACUCGAUGGACGAUACGGCGAGGCAGGAAGGGGUGCGCUGGUGGCUGGAUCAUCGUCGCGAAUUUGGCGUCUAGACGUUCACGAGCUUUGUUGUACAUGCGGAAUACCAUUGCUUUGCUCGCACCUACGCCUUCGGAG